AUGGCGGCGGCGUCGGAGGAUCGGAUGGCUGAGGAAGGAGGCGGCGGCCACGGCGACAGCGGCUCCUCUUCGGCCAUCGGCUCAACCCAGCGCCUGCCCCCCCCGCCCCCGCCCCCGCCCCCGCCGCCGGGGUCCCAGGCGCCCCCAGCCCCGGCGCUGGCUCCGGACCAGCUGCCUCAAAACAACACGCUGGUGGCGCUGCCCAUCGUAGCCAUCGAGAACAUCCUCAGCUUUAUGUCCUACGACGAAAUUAGCCAGCUCCGCCUGGUUUGUAAAAGAAUGGACUUAGUCUGCCAGAGAAUGUUGAAUCAGGGAUUUCUAAAAGUGGAAAGGUACCAUAAUCUAUGUCAGAAACAAGUCAAAGCACAACUCCCAAGGAGAGAGUCAGAAAGGAGAAACCAUUCAUUAGCUCGUCAUGCAGACAUCCUCGCUGCUGUUGAAACAAGGCUUUCCCUGUUAAAUAUGACUUUCAUGAAGUAUGUGGAUUCCAAUCUCUGUUGCUUCAUCCCAGGAAAGGUUAUUGAUGAGAUUUAUCGUGUGUUGAGAUAUGUCAACUCUACCAGAGCCCCUCAGCGAGCUCAUGAAGUGCUUCAGGAGUUAAGGGAUAUUUCCUCCAUGGCGAUGGAGUACUUUGAUGAGAAGAUUGUGCCGAUUCUAAAGAGGAAACUACCAGGAUCAGAUGUGUCUGGGAGACUCAUGGGCUCUCCUCCAGUCCCAGGACCUUCUGCAGCCCUGACCACAAUGCAGCUCUUCUCCAAGCAAAACCCUUCAAGACAAGAGGUUACCAAACUCCAGCAGCAGGUGUACUGUAGAAGACUGUCCCUUUCCAGGUGGGAGUUUGAUACCCGUAUAAAGUUUAAGGUUUUGGUAAGUACCUUAGUCGAAUAAAAGCACAAGGUUGUCACCUUUUUUUAUCCGUCCAACAUGACAUGGUUCUGCAUCCUUCAGAUUAACCUCACCAAAUGAAACUCUUUCUUAUCCAUUCUUUAUAUUGUCCUUACAUAAUAUUGUCCUUAGAUUUUGAUCAAUUCUAUGUCUAACUUUGAAACUCCAUUUACAAUGUAGUAUGUUUUCAAUGAAAAACCGUAAAAAAACAUCCAAGUGUUUCAUGGUUUGUUGGGAAGGUAAUUUUAAAAUAAACAAUUUCCAAAAAAGAUUUGUCAGCCAAGGUCAUCCAUAAAAGUCCCUGUCUGGAACUCAUUUUCGCAGCAGGUCUCGCUUUUUGUAAUCAUAGGAUUUAGCCAUAUUGUCAUAACUUUGGAGGAGGCCUACUGGAAUACUCAUGGCCUUGAAUAGUCUGCUUUCCUGGUAAUAGGAAGACUUUUUUAAGUAACAAAGUACAUGUUUACAGGUUUACAAAGUAUGAUCCUUAUGCAUCAAAGGGAUAUAUCCUCAGAUGGUUUCUUUAAUAAUUGUUAAUGAAUUAUUUAAAGUUGCCUGGGUUUCUUCAUUAACUUUAUCUCGAUACCCUAAAUGUGUGUGCAGUCUUCCAUUAGUGAACACGAGUGUUUGGCUUUCAUAACAAGCUUUCACACUAUUAGAAGGUAGAUUUUGUUUCAAAAUCCAAAAUUUCUACAGUAUACACUUGUAAUCACCUGUCCAUAAGGUUAAUGAGUUGCGAUUGUUAAUGCAUGAAUGUUCCAUAACAGUCGGAGAAUAAAGCACUACAGUUCUGUUGUUUAAGUCUUAAGUCUUACUUAGGCUAUCCAGCGAAAACAUGUUAGGAUAUUGCCUUGACCUAUUUGAUAGCUUUUAUACUUGCUUUGGGAUAGCAUGACGGUAUUUAAGGUUCAACAAGUCACAAAUUAUUUUGAUCAGCUAAAACUGACGUGUGUUACAGGAAACUUGUAAAUUAGCCUCCCAAGAGAGAACCGUCCUGCCCUGGAUCAUACGCCAGUAAUAUAAAUGCUAUAAUGUUAACACUGUGUUGUCCCAGAUUAACAUUUCCUAAAAUGUUCUUGUCAUCAUCCUUGGCUGUUUUUCAGAGGAAACUUCUCUAUUUUAAUGGGUCAUUCCCACUUAAAAAUCGAUUAUGGUACAACACUACAGACAGAUACAAUGUGAAAAGGCAUAUAUAAGAGAAAAAGGAAGACUCCCCACCCCCAGGAUCCUCAGCUUAUCUCCUACAUGGACUUGGCUUGGUUUCCACAUGUUCUGAAAUAUCAAUUCUUUCAGAACACGAGGUUAUAGAACCAGCUGUUUUUCAAGCUCCUCUUGAUGUCCAGAGCCUGGACACGGGGACAAACACAAAUGUACCGAGUAAUCAUGUUUUAAAAACUUUUGGGGUGCCAUCAGGUCUAAAGCCACUGGUUUUGGAAGCAACUUCUUUUUGUAAAACGUGUUUUUUGGAGUACUGAACUUUACAGGGGCUUGCCUUAAUCUCUAUUUAGUAGUUUCAAGAUGUAUGCGCUAUUAUUCUACUUGUUAAAAUGUUAAAAUAUUCUAUGUAGCCCUAAAGGUGGGUAAAAGAGUGUAAGUAAUGCCUAAAUAAAUAAGCUAAAAGGUGUCACGACAGCUGGAUUUUUUAGAGAAAAUGGACACGAACAGAGGCUAUGUAUAAUAAACAAAAGUAAUGGCACCUUAAGAUUGCACUAUUUUAUGCAUUAUUUUCUAUGCCAUUUCAUAGCCUGCACUUUAAUCUCCAAAGAAAUGAUGUAUGAUGUCCCAGUUGUCCCUUUUCUUAUUAAUAAACUUUUUCCUAAGACAGGGCACUUAAUUCUAUUUUACUAUACUGAAUUAGUUUCUUGGAGGUGAUUCCUUUUUUGAGUUCUCUAUUUCCUUAGCCAUAAUAUUUUCUAGGAUCUAGGAACUCCCUACCUUGUCGAUUUCCAACAGUAUAUAAUUUUAAUUUAAUGUAAAAUCCCAUACUUGGUGAUCAGCACAUUCUUAUAUCCUGCUCUAGCCAUGAGUACCCGUUUGUUAACACCAAACCAUCUACAAGUAUGAUGUGUUGUAAGAUUUGAAGCUAGGAAGAAAAGGCAUUCUGAAGGGAAAUGUCUUUUGGAAACGGCUGUUUCUAAUAUGAAACCAAAUUUGAUAUGCCAUCCACUUCUUUGGCUUGGGAUCUAUCAGAAUUAACUAGUCCACAAAAGAUUAAUAAGUCAAACCCACUUAAAAAUAACCAAGACCUAUAGCCUGCCCUUCUGAAGUGAAUUAUUUUUUAAAUGUGCUAAAGUAAUCUACAAAAUGAAACUAGCAAUUAGUUGACUACUGUGCACCAUGAUUUCAUUAUUAAUAGCAAUAUAUGUGUAGGCAUGAUAAAUAUGAUAGGCUCAAGUCAUAUGGGCCUUUGCCACUUCCUAAGAAUUUCUGUUAAAUUUUUUAAAUCAAAAGGUAAAUCCAAAUUUUUCCUGUUGUAUCUGAAGAGAAUCAUGGGAUUUAGAAGCAUAUUGGUAAUCUCUUAGGUCCAUUGCCAAAGUCUACUGGUCCAUAUUCAAAACUAUACCAAAAGUUUAGAAGUGUUUAAAAUUCCUUUAUGUGGUACCAUGUUUGUUUAUGAGCAACAAUAAAUUACCAGUUUACCUUCUGGAAUUUUCAUUGUUAUAUCCUAAUUCAAUUACUGGAAAGUGAAAACACCUCCCAGUCACACAACAGGGUACGUAAAUAAAUGUGUUGUUACCAGCGCUGCUUGUUUUCUUUGUAUUUCGUGCACAAAGGGUGAUGAAGAGCU
This is a messenger RNA of Molossus molossus (Pallas's mastiff bat), 3670 nucleotides long. RefSeq names its product F-box protein 28 (gene FBXO28). NCBI's taxonomy places the organism in Eukaryota, Metazoa, Chordata, Mammalia, Chiroptera, Molossidae. The coding region runs from base 1 to 888 and encodes 295 amino acids. Gene Ontology annotation, biological process: protein polyubiquitination. Gene Ontology annotation, molecular function: protein binding. The record is from RefSeq and is a predicted model, not a curated record. The transcript is spliced from 6 exons.